This is a messenger RNA of Stegodyphus dumicola, 2109 nucleotides long. RefSeq names its product transmembrane protein 135-like. NCBI's taxonomy places the organism in Eukaryota, Metazoa, Arthropoda, Arachnida, Araneae, Eresidae. The record is from RefSeq and is a predicted model, not a curated record.
GAGGUCGUUUAUCUCUCUCUCUCUUUUCUUUUUUUUUUUUAAUCUUAUGUUGAUAUUUUAAAAGACCAUAACACUAAUUUUGCUUCUGGAAAGAUUCUUUUGGAGUUUAUAAGAUUUUUGUUCCUUUGUCGUACAGAGCUGUCCUUCACUGGACAGUAAACUGUAUGCAAAACUUAACUGAGUAAAUACAUGUGUAUCUUCUUCCUUUGGGCACAAGUUAUCAGUUUGUAGCAUUUAUUUCCGGUGGAAUGGCCGUACUUAGCAAAUUAAGAGAAUUAUCGCUGCCCUAUAACUGUUAUGAAGUUGGGCAUACAUGGACUCCAGACUGCUAUGAAGCAGCACUUUCUGUUGGAUUGUGUUGUUUACUUGAAGGCAUGAAACUUUAUGCACCCUUAUAUUUGAUAACUCAAAUUCUUCAAAGAAAGUUUACACUUAAAGCCUUCUGGAAUACCAUCGAGAGUACUUAUACGUCAUCAUGCUUUCUUGGUUUUAAUGCAUUCGCUUUCAUUUUUAUAUUUUGUUUAUUAAGGAGGUCUAUGGGAAAGUUUUAUUAUCUGCAUUGCUCUUACUUCCCAGCUUUUAUGGCAAGCUUUCUUGCAAUUUUAAUUGAGAAAAAAAAUAGGAGAGGUCCUUUAGCUCUUUAUGUAACUAAUGUGGCAUCAGAAACGUUAUUUCGCAUGUAUACUGCAAGGGGUAUUGUGAAGCCCAUUCCUAAUGGUGAGAUCUACCUCUUUAGUGUAAGCAUGGCAUUGUUCUUGUAUAUUGUAAGACACCACGGGUUUUCCAAAGACUUUGUAAGUGUAGGAUUCAAAUAUGUAUUCGGGAAAGAAGAAGCAAAACCUCGCCCAAAAAAAGUUGAAGAGGAUUCAGAAUCCAGUGAUUUAAUCAGAAUUCCAGUUCCUAAAAUUUUAUUGCCAUUGGAAGCUUUAGAGAGUAAAACUAAAAAAAUUUCAGAUGCAGAAGCAACUCAUUUUUUGCAAAAGCUAUGGUUUCAUACUAAGCAUACUUCAUGUAGGCAUAAUAUGAGUUGCAUGCAGUAUGUUUUAUAUGGAUUUUUACGUCCUUUUAUAAUAGGCUAUAUUGCUUUCUCAGCCAUUCGCUGUGCAUCAUUGGGAAAAAAGUUGAUGGCAAAUCCAUCAUUAAUAUUUCGUUUAUUGACAGAAAAACGAACUUUGAACUUGGGCUUAUUCUUGGGAGGUUUUGGUGGAACCUUUAGAGGAAUAAAUUGUCUUUUAAGGUGGAUAUUUAAUAGAGACCAUCCAGCCUAUGCUGUUCCAGCUGCCUUCUUGGGUGGAUUAUUUAUGAAAUUUUUUCCUAGUUCUACUUUAUCACUUUAUUUGAUGUGGAAACUUAUUGAAGUUGGUUAUGCACUUGGAAUUCAAGAAGGUGUUUUGCCAAAAAUUAGAGGUUCUAUGCUGAUGCUUUAUGCUACUUCUACUGCAGUCCUAUUUUAUGCUUCUGUUUUGGAGCCUCACAAUUUAAAACCAGCUUACCUCAAAUUCCUCCAUCGUUUAACACAAAAUAAGAUUGGAGAAAUUAAUAGACAUGUGUUGGAUAUAUUUGGCACACAUGCUUCAAGACUUUAUUCAAAUUUCUGGCCUGAUCUAGAUUUGAAAUAUACCAGUAGAGUGUUUCAGGAAAGUGUACUUUUAUGGUUAAUUCAUUAGUACAGUCUUAAGGAUGUGCAAAGAAUUUUUUUCCUUUUGUUGUUGUUGUUGUUUACAAAACCAGAUCACAAUUGUGCCUUUAUAAGCAUCUAAGAUAAUAUUUAAAAAAUGCAGUUUUAUACUUUGGCAACAUUGUAUGCUAAUUUCAAAUAGGUAUUUUUAUGACAUCUGUUGACAUAGAAAUAUAUAGUAUUAUUUUGUAUUGAGGUACUAUAUAGUCCAUUUGAAAAAUGAUGUGAUUGAGUAUUGUAAAUAGCUUUAAAUGUUAUUAAUUUAUUCAUGCAAAAAUGUAACUUAUUCUGCCAUUAUUUAUUUGAACAAUUUUAUAUGAUAUAUUGAUUUGAAAUAUAUCAGCAAGGUUGCCUGUUUUACAUUCCACUAACAUUGCACUUAUAAAUUUAUAGAAUAAUUAUUUGUUGUCAAUACAUUUUUCAAAACAGCU